AUGGGGCCACUCACUCGAACGCCUCUUCUUCCAACUUUGAGGCGGCCGGAACACUGCGAAACAACUGCACGCAGUUACCCGUGCCGUACUCGAAUGAAGCUGUAUUCCGAACGAGGCCGGAAUCCUGACUCCACUUUUGGAUUCACGUCUGAUCGGUGCUCAUUCAGGAAAAUCAUGGCGCGUACAUCCGAGUAUGAUGAUUUUAUGAACGAGGAUGACGUCAUAGCAGUUUGCGCGGCCUUGAUAACCGCGACAUCUCCAGGUACCGGGGGCGUGUACCACGGAGCGCCCGAAGCGAAACUCUCCGGACUCGUGGCGUUCGAGCGACUCGGCUCAACGCUAUGGACGAAUCGCGUUUCCCUGGCAGCAUCGGCGGUGGCACGAGCUGCGUCCACAGUAGUCAUGUUCCCGCUGGAUACGCUUAAAACACGUCUGCAGAGUGCAGACACUGCAGCGCUGGGUCCGCGCGAGGCCCUGCGCAAGGUCCUGACCCAGGGCCACUUCUAUCGGGGACUAGGUUCAACACUGUUCGGUCAGGUGCCGUAUGGUGCUCUGACGUUUGGUACAUACGAGUGCUAUAAGCAGGCACUCGAGGAAUGGGGUCUAGCGUCUCGGCGGCUUCGGUGGAUGCUUGCUGCGGUGCUCGGUGACCUCACCGGCUCGCUGUGGCUGACCCCCAGCGAGCUCAUUAAGCAGCAGCUACAAAAUAUGCAUAACACUGGGACCAGGGCGGCACAAGCGGCUACCGUUUGGCAGGUCAUUGGCCAGAACUGGCGACAAUAUGGUAUCGCUGGUUUUUAUCGAGGCUACAGUGGUCAGGUCGCUCGCGAUGUUCCGUUUCGGGCGAUUCAGCUGCUUCUUUUCGAGGACGCACGAGAGCGCCUCGAACGCUAUCGACGGCGAGCACUGACACCUUUGGAGAAUCUUGCAGUUGGAGCGUAUGCAGGCUGUUUAACUGCAGCGGUAACGACUCCACUAGAUGUGAUUAAAACACGCUUGAUGACGGAUCGAACGUAUCGUCACGCUGGAGACGCGCUCUGGCAGCUGUUGCGAACGCAACCGCGGGCUCUUUUCCGGGGAAUCGUUCCACGCGUGCUCUAUAUUGCUCCCUCAAGUGCGAUUUUCUUCAUCGUUUACACUUUUCUACAGAGACGCUGGGAUGCCAAAGCAGCAGCUUGGGAGAAACGGGGACGGGAUGCUUCGUGUACGCCAACAAAGCGAAACCGGGGUGGCUCGCGCUUUUGUGCGAUCGAUUCGAAGUUUUCGGGGAGAAAACCCUUCUCGCUCGCUCGGUCAAUGGGUUUGUGCGCAUAG
Messenger RNA from Cyanidioschyzon merolae strain 10D, 1314 nucleotides. RefSeq names its product similar to mitochondrial carrier protein. The transcript has a single exon. Lineage: Eukaryota; Rhodophyta; Bangiophyceae; Cyanidiales; Cyanidiaceae. Gene Ontology annotation, cellular component: mitochondrial inner membrane. Bases 1 to 1314 code for a protein of 437 amino acids. Gene Ontology annotation, molecular function: S-adenosyl-L-methionine transmembrane transporter activity. The record is from RefSeq and is a predicted model, not a curated record.